CCCUCUGAGUGUGUGCGUGUGUGAGUGUGAGUGUGCAGGGGGCGGGACCCCAGGCAGGGCUGUGUGGAGGGAGACUCGCAGAGGAAAGAGAGUUUGGCUGUGGUUCCCGAGUCCCAAAAGGAGAGGCGGGAUGGAUGGGCCCCUACCUCCCCGGGAGUCCGCCAAGUUCAUUGCUGAGAACAGCCGAGACGUGUCCAUCGACGGCGGAGGCGUGCAGAGGGUGGCGGAGCUGCUGCUCGCCAAGGCCGCGGGCCCCGAGCUGCGCCUGGGCGGCUGGAAGGCCCUUCAUGAGCUGAACCCCAAGGCGGCCGACGAGGCCGCGGUCAACUGGGUGUUCGUGGCAGACACACUCAACUUCUCCUUCUGGUCGGAGCAUGAGGAGCACAAGUGUCUGGUGGGCUACCGGGGCAGGACGUACAGUGGGUACUGGUCCCUGUGCGCCGCCAUCAACAGAGCCCUGGACGAAGGGAUACCAAUAACUAGUGCUUCGUACUAUGCCACAGUGUCCCUGGAUCAGGUUCGGCAUAUACUCCGUUCUGACACGGAUGUGCCCAUGCCUUUGAUCGAAGAGAGGCAUCGGAUUCUCAAUGAAACCGGGAAAAUCUUGCUUGAGAAAUUUGAAGGCUCCUUCCUUAACUGUGUCCGAAAAAGUGAAAAAAGUGCACAGAAGUUAAUGCAUCUGGUAGUUGAAAACUUUCCCUCUUACAGAGAUGUGACUGAGUUUGAGGGGAAAAGAAUUUCUUUUUACAAACGGGCCCAAAUCCUUGUGGCAGAUACGUGGAGUGUGUUAGAGGGAGAAGGAGACGGCUGCUUUAAGGACAUCUCCAGCAUUACCAUGUUUGCUGACUAUAGAUUACCUCAGGUACUUGUUCACCUGGGAGCCCUGAAAUACUCUGAAGGACUACUGGAGAAGCUUCUCAAAGGAGAAAUGCUCUCGUAUGGGAGUAGGCAAGAAGUAGAAAUCAGAGGGUGCUCACUUUGGUGUGUUGAGCUGAUCCGGGAUUGUCUUCUGGAGCUUAUUGAAAAGAAGGGUGAAAAAACGAGUGAAGAGAUCAAUUCCAUUCUUCUGGAUUAUUACUUAUGGGACUAUGCCCGUGAUCACAGGGAUGAUAUGAAAGGAAUUCCAUUUCAUCGAACACGUUGCAUAUAUUACUGACCCAAAGCGUAAAUUGACCCAAAGAAAACUGCUUGCAUUUUUAUAUCACAUAAUUGUUUAUACAAUUUCACUUCGAUAUUAAGAGAAAGUGGUAGGGUUACAGCAACAAGAACACUGAUUACCCAGUCUCACUUAAAAAUUUUCUCCUGAUGUAUCACUCUGUAUUCCCAAACUUAUCCUUUUCCUGCUUAUUUAGUUUGACACUAUUUUUCCUUUUUGUGGACACAUGACAGAAAUAGUGAAGGAACUUUAAUGCUUUAAAUCUCGGAUUUCUUAAAAUUAAUCAUGUCUUAUAAUUAAUCUUCAGUGACAGUAUUUCACCUUUUUAGUUGGUAUCUUUUCACAAUGUAUAAUUUUCUGUAUACCUUAAUCAUGAGAUAUGAGACAGGGGUGGGUAAGGUCUUUGCUAUAUAAUUGCUGAUACUCUUAUAAAAUCUUGACAGCUUGUUUUAAACUUUUUAUUGGUAAUGACAGUGGGAUUUUUACAUAAUGAUUUCAAUUCAAGAUAUCAGUCUGUCCAGUUUUAUUUUUCUUUCAGAGUAUGUAACUACAUUGAAAUUGAAUAAAGAUUUUAAAAACUUUUCUUAAA
Myotis davidii is the source of this 1745-nucleotide messenger RNA. RefSeq names its product chromosome unknown open reading frame, human C9orf64 (gene QNG1). Lineage: Eukaryota; Metazoa; Chordata; Mammalia; Chiroptera; Vespertilionidae. The transcript is spliced from 4 exons. The record is from RefSeq and is a predicted model, not a curated record. Bases 131 to 1156 code for a protein of 341 amino acids.